AUUUCACCUCCCGAAUCGAUACGGAUGAGGCAUAAAGAGCCACGAUCCCGACUGCUCACACUGUCGCUGUCAUCUUCGUGGAUAUUGGACAAGGAGCAGUCUCCUGGAUUCUAAGAAUUACACGCUCAGAGGAAACCCUUCUUCCAGUCCUCACAAAUUUUGGAGCCCCUGAUUAUCUCCUUCUUCCCCCGUUCCACCGUGCACAAUGUCCGUGCUCAUGGCAACAACUGUGAUGCCUCCUGCCUGCGACUCCUUUGCCACGCUCUGUUCGGGCACAAACUGCCUCGCACCCGGCAGCAACUUCAAUGAAAUGCUGAGCCUGGUGUUGAGCAUAGUGCUCACCGUGAUGCUCGCUAUGGUCAUGUUCUCCAUGGGCUGCACCGUGGAUGCCUCAAAACUGUGGGGCCACAUCAAGAGGCCCUGGGGCAUCGUGAUCGGCUUCCUCUGCCAAUUCGGCAUCAUGCCUUUCACGGCCUUCGCCCUGUCCCUGGCCUUCAACGUGCUGCCCGUGCAGGCUAUCGUCAUCAUCAUAAUGGGCUGCUGCCCCGGAGGUUCCGGCUCCAACAUUAUCUGCUACUGGCUGGAUGGGGACAUGGACCUCAGUAUCAGCAUGACCGCUUGUUCCUCUAUCCUGGCCUUGGGGAUGAUGCCCCUGUGUCUGCUCAUUUACACCUCCGUCUGGACUUCCUCCAACACCAUCCAGAUCCCCUACGACAGCAUUGGUAUCACACUCUUGGCCCUUCUUGUCCCAAUUUCCCUGGGCAUGUAUUUUAAAAGCAGGUGGCCUCGCAUAGCAAAAAAGAUCCUCAAGGUGGGGUCCAUUGGAGGCUUUGGUCUCAUUCUUAUCAUAGCUGUGGUUGGAGGAAUUCUGUACCAGUCCUCGUGGGACAUCGAUCCCUCCCUGUGGAUCAUCGGCACAGUCUACCCCUUUAUUGGUUUCGGCCUGGGGUUCACUCUGGCCCGCAUUGCGGGUCAACCCUGGCACAGAUGUCGAACCAUUGCCUUGGAGACGGGUUUCCAGAACUCACAAUUGUGCAGCACCAUUGUCCAGCUGUCCUUCAGCCCUGCUGAACUGGAAGUCAUGUUUUCAUUCCCCCUCAUCUACAGCAUCUUCCAGCUGGUGGUCGCAGUCAUAUCUGUGGGAGGCUACCGGGCAUAUAAAAGGUGGUGCGGCUCCCGUUCAGCCGACGCAGACAGUGAGUCUCCGUCACUGGAAGUUGGUGACGCUGAACUUGCAAAAAGAAAGGACCACGCUGUGGACAACGGCGCCUUUGAGUUUGAUGGGACUGGCAACAUCGGGGAGAAGGGUAGGGACAUUGACAGGAACACCAGCCUGUGACGGUGAAACCCCUGCAUGUCACAGACUUUGGACUAUCAGUGUGAAGCAUCAACUGUGAACACACACUGCGCUCUGCAGGCAGGAGGUGUGCACUGCAGGUCCCGCUCCUCUCAACUAUGAACCGCCUCACAAGAACAGGGGUUCCCAAAUUAUUAUUUUUAUUAGCCUUAAUUUAUUCAUAUAUAUAUAUAUAUAAUUAUUUAAAAGAACUGUCAGAAAACCCUGUUGUCAAAACAACACUUAUUUGUGAUUCAGACUGAAAGUUGAUGUGGAUUACCCCAAUGUCUUUAUACAGAUAUUGUAUACUGUGCUUUUCACUGAAUGGUGGAAUAUACAACCAAAUAGAAAUAUAUAACGAAUGUGUGACAUUUAUAACAUGCGACAUGAGGCGUGCACGCCUGACAGCCAGUGUUUCACAGGUACCGGACAGAGGAUAAAACAGCAUAAUACUUCUAUGUUAAAAAGACAACAACCUUCUGUAUUCUGUAACCAUAUUCUCGGUAUCAUUCUCUAUGUGGCACAUGCAAUCAGUGGUUAUUACAGACCAGCUUUGGCAUUCUAGCCCUGUUAAAAACUUAAAGGGCCAGGAAGUGAUUUUAAACCGAGAAAACUGUUUGUAAAAAAUCACCAGAUAUGUCCUCACGGUCCACGAACUGCUGGUUCUGUGUGUGCGGCGAUAGAAAAAUAUGUGUUUUCGGCGCGACCCCUGGCUCUGUAAAUUAAAAAAUGAAGAGAAUGGUGCGGACUGCACCUCACAACACCGUGUGUGCAGUUUGUAAUAAUAAUAAAUGUGCCAGCGAAUGACGCUGCGACUCCGUGGUUCUGGCCUCGUGGUUAGCGCGUCAGUCUCACGCACAUGGAGGCUUGUGCGUUCGCGGCCCGGCCAGUGUGGUACAAUCGCCAACAGCAACAGAGGAAGAGACGAGCUUUCUCCAAAAUCACUUACUUCCCCUUUAAGUGUCCCAUGCUCUUUCAGUUUUCACCAUGUACCUCAUACUUAUAAAUAAAUACGAAUGAUGUUCUCUGAAAAGAGGACAGGGCUCAUCUCUUUGAAAUGCUCAGUUCUUCUGCGCAUAGUUUUGUGGCAUUCCGAAAUAAUGUAUGUAAGCUAGUGGUUUUUACACAUCUGUCCACACUGAAGAAUAUACACAUAAACCCGUGUGCUGUAUCUAUUUGUAUGACAUAUUCACACUUUAAACUAUGUAUUUGCCCACUGUGUUGCACAAACGUGACAAAUUCAGUGUGCAAGUGAUCACAAUUCUGCUAAUUGACUUGAGCUAUUUACAGCUUUUCUUGUUUUUUCAUGGAUGUACAGCAGCACAAAUAUUUUAGCAAACCUCUGUGCUGAAACAGUAAUGUGUGUAAUGUGUUUUCAUCCAAACACUUUUACAUUAUUGUAUAGUUUGUUGUAGUAAUUCAUGUUCUGAUACGAAUACUGGUACCAACUCAAUAAACAUAUGUGUAAAUCA
Molecule: messenger RNA, 2808 nt
Organism: Scophthalmus maximus (turbot)
Lineage: Eukaryota; Metazoa; Chordata; Actinopteri; Pleuronectiformes; Scophthalmidae
Gene: slc10a2
Product: solute carrier family 10 member 2
Exons: 6
Coding region: 206-1339 (377 amino acids)
Biological process (GO): bile acid and bile salt transport
Cellular component (GO): apical plasma membrane
Molecular function (GO): bile acid:sodium symporter activity
Source: RefSeq, a predicted model, not a curated record